AAAGUCGGCGCUGACUUUCCGUCUGAUUAAUAAUAAUAAUAAUUCCCUUAAAAGUGAUUUCCCUUUCCUGAAAUGGGGAAUACGAGGAGGAGACGCUUAGACCAGAAGCUGCCCUUCCACCAAAGACUCCUCGGCGGUUUCCAAAACAGUUUCGGAUCACCGCUGGCCAAUGAAGCUCGUUUGUCCUCAAAAAAGGAUAAUGGCAUGUCCGACUUGGAAGCCUUCAUCAAUGUUUUAAAAUGUGGGUUUGGUACUGGCUGCUUGGCCAUGCCAUAUGCUUUUCUAAAUUCAGGUUGGUUAGUUGGUCUUAUAUGCACUUUUUCCCUGGGCUUCUUCGUUCUAUAUGCUAUGCAUAUUCUGCUUCAUCACAUUAAUAAUUUGGGUGUCCAACAUAAUAUGCCAAUGAUCAGUUAUCGAAAGGCAGUGGAACUGUCUAUCAGAAAAGGACCAUCAAUGUUUCAUUACCUGAGCAAGCCCUUUGGGUAUUUAGUGGAUGUCCUGCUAUGUGUCUAUCAUUUUGGCGUGGACUGUGUCUAUGUGGUUUUCAUUGCCAAGAGUUUAAAGCAUCUGGGGGAUAUGUAUUUGUGGGUCUGGGAUGAGAGGCUCUAUAUGGCAUUGAUAGCCUCUCCACUGAUCCUAACAUUUUUGAUUCGGGAUCUUAAAAGCCUUGUGCCGUUCGCAAUAAUAUCCAACUUUCUUUUAAUAACAGGCUAUUUUAUCAUUUUAAACUACCUAUUUCGGGAUCUCCCUGAGUUUGAACAUCUUCAUGCCAUUCAGCCGCUGAGAAACUUUCCCAUAUUUUUUGGCACUGUACUUUUUUCCAUUGAAUCUGUUGGAAUCCUUUCCCUCGGUCGAAGUAUGCGAAACCCGAAAAACUUGAUGGGAACCGGCGGAGUUCUAAAUCAAGGCAUGAUCGUAGUAAUUAGCUUCUAUGCUAUCUUCGGCUUCUUUGGAUAUUGGCGAUAUGGCGAAAAUACAUCCAAUUCGAUUCUGCAGAAUAUGCCUCAAAACGAUUUCUUUCCAAAAUUCGCGACUGGCAUGUUUGCUCUCGCAAUAUUCUUUAGUUAUGCCCUCCAAGGAUACGUAACUGUGGACAUUAUCUGGCGGAAUUACUUGGAACCGGAAUUGGAGGACAGAUAUUUACAAACGGUGGAGUUCCUGCUGAGAAUUGCGCUGGUAAUCGCAUCCGUGCUGGUGGCCAUCCAGUAUCCGGACUUUAGCCUUUUGCUAUCCUUCGUGGGAUCAUUUUGCUUGGCCCAACUGGGUCUGAUCCUGCCGGGAAUCGUGGACAUCUGCCUUCGCUAUGAGGAGGACUACGGUCCUGGCAGGAUCUUUCUCAUCCGAUCCAUGCUAUUUAUUUGUAUGGGCUUCGCUGGCGGAGUAGCUGGUACAGUGGUAACCCUACAAACACUCUACGCUCGCUAUCCGGUUGUAAGAAGAUAGUUAUAGGUGCUGUAUAUUUAAUUUAUAAUAUUUAAAAAUGUAUAUAUUAAUA
Molecule: messenger RNA, 1495 nt
Organism: Drosophila simulans
Lineage: Eukaryota; Metazoa; Arthropoda; Insecta; Diptera; Drosophilidae
Product: proton-coupled amino acid transporter-like protein CG1139
Exons: 8
Coding region: 73-1443 (456 amino acids)
Biological process (GO): amino acid transmembrane transport
Cellular component (GO): vacuolar membrane
Molecular function (GO): amino acid transmembrane transporter activity
Source: RefSeq, a predicted model, not a curated record